Aethalodelphis obliquidens (Pacific white-sided dolphin) is the source of this 3076-nucleotide messenger RNA. It is a transcript of the gene KCNS1, whose product is annotated as potassium voltage-gated channel modifier subfamily S member 1. Gene Ontology annotation, cellular component: voltage-gated potassium channel complex; membrane. Gene Ontology annotation, biological process: protein homooligomerization; action potential; potassium ion transmembrane transport. The record is from RefSeq and is a predicted model, not a curated record. The coding region runs from base 18 to 1514 and encodes 498 amino acids. The transcript is spliced from 2 exons. Gene Ontology annotation, molecular function: delayed rectifier potassium channel activity; protein binding. NCBI's taxonomy places the organism in Eukaryota, Metazoa, Chordata, Mammalia, Artiodactyla, Delphinidae.
GCCAGCACGCGGCAGCCAUGGUGAGCGAGUGCCCGGGGCCCGGAGCCCGGGUGCCCUGGCGGCGAAGCGACGAGGCGCUGCGCGUGAACGUGGGCGGCGUGCGGCGGCGGCUGAGCGCCCGCGCCCUGGCGCGGUUCCCGGGCACGCGGCUGGGCCGCCUGCAGGCCGCGGCGUCGGAGGAGCAGGCGCGACGCCUGUGCGACGACUACGAUGCGGCGGCGCGCGAGUUCUACUUCGAUCGGCACCCGGGCUUCUUCCUGAGCCUGCUGCACUUCUACCGCACCGGCCGCCUGCACGUGCUCGACGAGCAGUGCGUCUUCGCCUUCGGCCAGGAGGCCGACUACUGGGGCCUGGGCGAGAGCGCGCUGGCCACGUGCUGCCGUGCGCGCUACCUGGAGCGGCGCGUGGCACGACCGCGCGUCUGGGACGAGGACAGCGACACGCUGAGCAGCGUGGGCCCGUGCCCCGAAGAGAUCUCUGACGUGCAGCGAGAGCUAGCGCACUACCGGGCGGUGCGCUGCGGCCGCCUGCGCCGCCGCCUCUGGCUCACCAUGGAGAACCCGGGCUACUCGCUGCCCAGCAAGCUCUUCAGCUGCGUCUCCAUCGGCGUGGUGCUCGCCUCCAUCGCCGCCAUGUGCAUUCACAGCCUGCCCGAGUACCAGGCCCGCGAGGCAGCGGCCGCCGUGGCCGCGGUGGCCGCGGGCCGCAGGGCGGAAGGCUUGCGCGACGACCCGGUGCUGCGGCACCUCGAGUACUUCUGCAUCGCCUGGUUCAGCUUCGAGGUGUCGUCGCGCCUCCUGCUAGCGCCCAGCACGCGCAACUUCUUCUGCCACCCGCUCAACCUCAUCGAUAUCGUGUCCGUGCUGCCCUUCUAUCUCACGCUGCUGGCUGGCGUGGCACUCCGAGACCAGGGCGGAGCGGGUGGCGAGGAGCUGGGCGACCUGGGCAAGGUGGUGCAGGUGUUCCGUCUCAUGCGCAUCUUCCGCGUGCUCAAGUUGGCGCGCCACUCCACUGGGCUGCGCUCGCUGGGUGCAACGCUCAAGCACAGCUACCGUGAGGUGGGCAUCUUGCUGCUGUACCUGGCCGUGGGUGUGUCUGUGUUCUCCUGUGUGGCCUACACAGCCGAGAAGGAGGAGGAUGUGGGCUUUGACACCAUCCCGGCCUGCUGGUGGUGGGGCACGGUGAGCAUGACCACCGUGGGCUAUGGGGAUGUGGUGCCGGUGACAGUGGCCGGCAAGCUGGCAGCGUCGGGCUGCAUCCUCGGGGGCAUCCUGGUGGUGGCGCUCCCCAUCACCAUCAUCUUCAACAAGUUCUCCCACUUCUACCGACGCCAGAAGGCCCUGGAGGCUGCCGUGCGCAACAGUGACCACUGGGAGUUUGAGGACUUGCUGAGCAGCGUUGACGGAGUGUCGGAGGCGUCUCUGGAGACCUCCCGAGAGACCUCCCAGGAGGGAAGAUCUGAAGACCUGGAGGCUCAGGCCACUAGUGGGCCUCCAAACUCUCAGGUUUAUUAAAACCAGGGCUCCGUGCCCCCCUUCCCACACCCCUGCAGUGAGCUGAAACAGAGCAGAGAUCCCUCCCCUGCUUAAGUUCUUCCUGGUGGCAUGGCCUCUCAGUAUCACUCACUCUGGCUUCAGAAAUGACACCUGGAGGCCGGGUCCUUUCCUCCAAAGGCGCAGGGCAGCACAAUGUUACCCUAGAUUCUGUGAGCCUGGGGAGCACCCCAGAGACCUUUCUAGACGAACCUCCAAGCCACCCACAGUGCAGGCAUGAGCCAAAGAGGGAAAGUCAAAAGGACGCUAACAAUUCCUGAGCGCCUUCUGUCUGUUAGCCGUGUCACAUUGGCCCUCUGUUGGAGGAUGGGAAUCGUCCCCAUUUCACAGAUGAGGAAACAGGCUCAGAGAGGCACAAUGACUUGCCCAGAUGUCGCACCACUAGAAGUGGUGGAGCUAGGGUUGGAAUCCCAGCUCGUGGGUCUCUGCCAAGGCAAUGUUCCUUCCACUGGUCUUUCUUCUGCCCUCACAAAAUUUGCAUGUGGUUGUAGGGGGUUCAUGGAACCCCCAGAGUUGGUUCAUAGAGUUAGAACCUUCUGUUAGAGCUAGGGAAAGGACCAGGCAGGGGAUUCAGAUGUAGGCUUCUGGACCUCAGCUGUGGUUCUUUUCCAGGAGCUUGCAACAGGAGUCAGCUUUCAAAGAUGAGGUCUUAAAGGAAGGACUAGGUAGGAGGCUGCCCCCUUAGUGGAUGGGCAAGACUUGUUAAACAAUAGUCCUGAAGCUUCCUCCAAGGGCUGGCUUAAGAUACAGAAAAUCUGAAGGGGCCCUGGCCUGAGGCCUGAGGUCUAGACCAGCUAUGCUAGGACCUACUCCAUUUCCACAGUUCAGCCCAUCUAUUAGAUGGUCACAAUCUGUGCCCCAGAGGGAGAUGAAAGCCAAAUGGAGCACUGAUUUAAAGCCAGCUCAGCUCUGAAGUGUUGGUGGCAAGGAGCUGCCAUGCAUCGACACCUGUCGCCCCUUCCCUAGAUCCCCCCAGGCUGAUCUUGGCAGUUACCUUCUGCCCAUGACGCAGACUUCCAGCCCUCCCUUGGGUCACCAUCCGGGCAAACGCUUGAGCCUCCUGUCCCUUGUGGCCAGGUCCAGCCCUCUCAUCCUUGCUGGGGCCACAUGUUUUAUACUCGCCUGCUGAAUCCUCUCUCUAUUUGCUGAGAAAGUCCUGCAGCCCUUUCCACAUACUGUGGCUGGGACAGCCAUCGCUAUCGUGUCAUUGCCGGACUGUAGCUCUGUCCCACCACACUGAGCUCCAGGAUGGAAGACACUGUCUGGUUGAACCUGGCUUUGCGUGGAGCAGGUAUUUAGUAAACGUUGAAUAGAUCAACCAAUUUGUACAGCCUACUACAUGUGGAGCACUGAGGAGAAAGAGGAAAUAGAGAGACCUUGUCCUUAAGAGGACAGAGACAAGACCGCAAAGGAGAUCCUUUCAGUUUGCCUCUCUCCUCCUCCUUGCUCUUUGAGGAUUUAAAAAUGACUUCCUAGGACUUCCCUGGCGGUCCAGUAGUUAAGACUUUGCCUUGCAAUGCAGG